AUCAUUUCGUGUGUGUUUCUGUAUGCAAUAAAUAGGAAACCUUGAACAAUAAUAUUUAUCACAUUUGCAAUUUUGUUGGAGAAAACCACAAUAGGGCAAUGUCUGUGAAUUAUGCUGCUGGCUUGUCUCCAUACGACAAUAAGGGCAAGUGUGGGAUGCCAGAGAAGUAUGACCCACCAGACAUCUUAGAAUCCAAAAUCAGAGAGUUAGCUGACAUGAUAAGGACAAGUCGUCAUUUUGUCGCUCACACAGGAGCUGGUAUUAGCACUUCAGCUGGAAUCCCAGACUUUAGAGGCCCCAAAGGUGUUUGGACACUUGAGAAGAAAGGUGAACAACCACACUUUAAUGUGACAUUUGAAUCAGCUCGUCCCACUACUACACACAUGGCACUUGUUGGUUUGGAGAAAAAGAAUAUACUGAAGUACACAGUGAGCCAGAAUGUGGAUGGACUACAGAUCCGCUCGGGGUAUCCUGUUAAUCGACUCUCCGAACUCCAUGGCAACAUGUUUGUGGAAGUGUGUAAUAAAUGUGGCACUCAGUACAUAUUGAGCACCUGUACGCCAACCAUGGGGCUGAAGCUGACUGGGAGGAGCUGUACUCAGUCUAAAACCAGGGGGCGCUGCAGGGGUAAGCUGACGGAUACCAUCUUGGAUUGGGAGGAUUCACUCCCAGAGCAGGACCUCAAACAGGCAGAGAUAGAAUCCAAGAAGGCAGACCUCAGCUUGUGUUUGGGCACAUCAUUACAGAUUGUCCCGAGUGGGAACCUACCUAUGAUGACAGUGGGUAGUGGAGGGAAGCUAGCUAUCAUCAAUCUUCAGCCCACUAAACAUGACAAAUAUGCCAAGCUAAGAAUAUGGGCAUAUGUGGAUGAAGUCAUGACCAGAGUGUGCAAGAUUCUCAAUGUGGAUAUUCCAGAAUUUGAACGUCCGGUGGUUACAUUAAGUUCAGAACACUCGAAAAGCAAAAAAAUAUCAAACUAUGUUAUUCUGGACAAAGAACUGUUUCCAGAUUACAAAGGCUACAUCAAAGGGUGGUCUGAUCAAGGUUCAGAACAAAGCAAUGAUAAUGGUAGCAAGGAACAAACAGAGGUGACAGAGAAUAAAAAGUCAGUGAAAGGUGAUUUGACUGGCAAGGACAGUGAGGUGAAGGAUUUUAAAUCAUCUGGUUCUAAACUUACUGUCCGGCCUGAGGUAUCUCCCCCUAAGCCUUCCACAACAAAACCAAGCCAGGAUCCACAACCUCUCAAAGAUUUCAGCCGGGAACGGGUUGUGCAGAAACUGAUAGAGCAGCAGAUAUUGGAUGAAGGAACUUCACAGCAGACUAUAGCAGUAGUUGACCAAUCAGGACAGGUGUUACAACCUAACCCCAGCUCAUUACCCAAUCAACAAGUGGUUUAUCCUCCUGUGACACAGAACUGGACAAAUACUCCGCCACCUGUUCAACCAGAAAUGACAUACACCCACAAACGGUUUGGAGAGUUACCACUGGACAGUGUACAGUAUCAACAAACAGUGCCUUUGGGUUAUGGACAGAGUAGCAUCACUGUGCCGACGGUCCACCCAUCGAUGCAGGCUCCACAAGCCUUACAGGGAGUCCAUCAGCCCCUGGUGCACACCACACAGCAGGCGCAGCUGCAGAUGCCGCCACAGCAGCCCCAUCUGCAGCCACACAUGCAGGUUUCUGCAUCUCUCCCUGCUGUACAGACACAGGGUGGACACGGACAGCUGCAUGGGACACACUCUGAGGUGCAAGCUGCACAGGUUCAGGUGCUCAGCUCACAGACUCACACGCAUCAAGGUCACAGUUCACACAACUUGACCUUGACCUCCAAUACAGCACAGCAUCAUGUAGAUCAAGCUGUCAGUUUGGGAUCAGGGAUCCCUGGAUUUCACAACAGUCAGGAUGACCAGUUUCACUCACCAGAUGCAGGGGAACCUAGUGCCAAGACUCGCAGGAUGAAUGAAAAGACUUACAUUAGCCUCUAAGAUUGAACUAAUGGGAACCUCUGAUCCAUUAGUAACGAUCUGAUGAAACUGAUCUGAGUAACAACAAAGCUGGUCCCAGGUACAAGGAGCAGCAAGACCCAGCACAACAGACAUCUUGGUACAGCUUGGCGUAACACUGCUGCCAUCUAUCUUGGUCAGGGUGGCGGACUAGUCUAGUGGUUGUGGUGUUUGCUCAUGAUGCCCAAUUCCCCACAUGGGUACAAUGUGUGAACCACUUUCUGAGUCCCUACCCCGGUAAUUCUGGUGGAAAAGGGGGCAUAAAACCAUACAUACUCACUCACUCCACCAUGCUGGUCAUGUUUAUAUGUCAGAUUCAUUUUGGUUGUUUAAAAUUAAAGGUCAAAUAGUUUUCAUGUAGGAUGUAUGUUGUUGGGCGACCAGGUGUUGUGUUAUUUCUACAUUUCAGUAUGUAUCAAGUUAUUUUUAUUUGUACAAUAUGCCCAGUUGGGUUUGAAGUGUUCAGAAUCAGUGUUGCUAUGUUACCACAUAGUAGGGAGAUCCCAUCUGAUGCAGCACUGAGAAUAUCACCCCUGAUGUAAUCCUGUACUCGUAAACAUAAUGCAUAAUUGUAUAAUUACUUUAAACAUGAUAAACUAUCAGUACUU
Messenger RNA from Haliotis rubra (blacklip abalone), 2611 nucleotides. RefSeq lists its product as uncharacterized. Bases 99 to 1985 code for a protein of 628 amino acids. NCBI's taxonomy places the organism in Eukaryota, Metazoa, Mollusca, Gastropoda, Lepetellida, Haliotidae. Gene Ontology annotation, molecular function: NAD+ binding. The record is from RefSeq and is a predicted model, not a curated record. The transcript is spliced from 7 exons.